AUGAUGUUUCCACUACAACAGCUUAUAUUGCUCUCCGCAGCACUUCCUGUACUAUCAACCACAUUGCCUUCAACAAAACAUACCGAAGAGACACCCUUACCACUGAUUAUAUGGCAUGGAUUAGGCGACAGCUAUCAGGCCGACGGUCUCAAGGAAGUGGCACAGCUUGCUGAAGAGGUCAACCCCGGCACAUAUGUACAUAUAAUCCAUCUGGAUGAUUCAGACAAUGGAGAUCGCCAGGCUACCUUUAUUGGCAAUGUCACUGAACAAAUCGCUCAAGUCUGCGAACAGCUGGCUUCGGAACCCAUUUUGAGCACAGCGCCGGCCGUUAAUGCUCUUGGUUUCUCCCAAGGCGGACAAUUUCUGCGAGCUUUUGUUGAGAGGUGUAACUUUCCCAAGGUGCACAACCUAGUGACGAUGGGCAGUCAGCACAACGGAAUCUUCAAGUUCCAGUCGUGCGAGAGCACUGGAGAUUGGGUUUGUCGCGGCGCCGAGGCUCUCUUGCGCUUUGGACGAUGGUCUGAUUUUGUACAAUCUCGGCUCGUCCCUGCGCAAUACUUCCGCGAUGUAAAUGAAUAUGACUCAUAUCUCGAACACAGCAACUUCCUUGCCGACAUCAAUAAUGAGCGGGAGUUGAAGAAUGAUUUAUACAAAUCUAAUCUCAAAUCACUAAAUCGGUUUGGCAUGUUCAUGUUUUCAGAAGACACAACAGCCGUCCCUAAAGAGAGUGCAUGGUUUGCUGAGGUCAACCAGACCAAUGGCGAGAUCACAACCCUUCGAGAGCGCCCUAUUUACAAGGAAGAUUGGCUGGGACUACGUUCGCUGGACGAGCAAGGAAAACUCGAAUUUGAGACUAUUCCAGGUCCGCAUAUGGCACUUACUGAAAAGGUAUUGACUGAGGUCUUCAUGGAGUAUUUCGGUCCGGUAGAGGUUUCAGAUGAAUCAGCAGACCUGUCUCGGUUGGUUGUGCAAGGCGCUUAA
Messenger RNA from Talaromyces marneffei, 981 nucleotides. RefSeq lists its product as uncharacterized. Bases 1 to 981 code for a protein of 326 amino acids. Gene Ontology annotation, cellular component: lysosome. The transcript has a single exon. The record is from RefSeq and is a predicted model, not a curated record. Lineage: Eukaryota; Fungi; Ascomycota; Eurotiomycetes; Eurotiales; Trichocomaceae. Gene Ontology annotation, molecular function: thiolester hydrolase activity; palmitoyl hydrolase activity.